This is a messenger RNA of Saprolegnia diclina VS20, 2102 nucleotides long. RefSeq lists its product as hypothetical. The record is from RefSeq and is a predicted model, not a curated record. The transcript is spliced from 9 exons. Gene Ontology annotation, molecular function: amino acid transmembrane transporter activity. Gene Ontology annotation, cellular component: membrane. NCBI's taxonomy places the organism in Eukaryota, Oomycota, Saprolegniomycetes, Saprolegniales, Saprolegniaceae. The coding region runs from base 49 to 2043 and encodes 664 amino acids. Gene Ontology annotation, biological process: amino acid transport; transmembrane transport.
GGAUAGUCGGUGGCCAAGCCAAGAUGGUCAUUCGGCCGAUCGAUCCAGAUGCAGCUCCAGCGACGCAAGGCCCGAGGCGACGCAGCGCCACCGCCACCGCCCACAGCACGCGCCCAUGACAACGCGAUCACGUCUGCGUGGUCGCGCAUGAGCUGGCGCAAGCCGCUCUCUCUCACGCGCGCCGACGAGAGCUCCAGUGAGCACCCGCACAUGGAGCGCACGCUCGGCUGCUUCGACUUGCUCAUGAUUGGCAUUGGUGGCACCGUCGGCAGCGGCGUCUUCGCCACCGCGGGCUUGAUUGCGCGGUCGUACGCCGGACCCGGCGCGGUGCUGAGCUGGAUCUUUGCCGGCCUCGGCUGCAUCCUCAGCGGCGCGUCCUUCAUGGAGCUCUCGGGCUUGAUUCCAUCAGCAGGUAGCACGUACGCGUACGCGUACCAUGCGCUCGGUGAGCUUCCGGCGAUGCUCGCAGGCAUGCUCUUGACGCUCGAGUACGGCGUCUCGAGUGCCGGUGGCGCCCGCGCGUGGAGCGACAAGCUCGCUGCUUGGCUCACGCACCUCGGCUUUCCAGGGCCCAACUGGAUGAAGCCAAAGGGCGGGUUCAUCGACCUCUACGCCGGUCUCCUCAUGAUGCUGUGCACGGUCAUUGUGCUCUGCGGCAUGUCGGCGGGGAAGCGACUCAUCAACACGAUCACGGUCACUAAGAUCUCGGUCGUCCUCUUCAUCAUUGUCGUCGGCCUCUCGCAAUUUCAAAAAUCCAACCUCCUCGAGCCGUUCUUGCCGCCGGUCGCGCGCAACGAGCACGACCAAACCGUGUACGGCUGGCCUGGCGUCAUGCUCGGCGCGAGUGCCAGCUUUUACGGCUACAUUGGCUACGACGAAGUGUGCUGCUUGGCGGCUGAGGCCAAGAACCCGACGCGGGACAUUCCCCGGGCGGUGUUUGGCACGGUCAUUGGCGCCGCGCUUCUCUCGACAAUGGCCACGUUGUCGCUCGUCGGCAUGCAAAAGUACUCUGCGAUCGACAUUGGCGAGUCGUACGGCACGGCAUUUCACGAGCUGGGCAUGUCGUGGGCGGCUUCGGUGGUCGAGACGGGCGAAGUGCUCACGAUGCCUGUCGGUAUCCUCAUUGGGUUCCUAGCCCAGCCCCGGGUCCAGUUUGCAAUGGCGCGCGAUGGCCUCCUUCCGUCGAUCUUUGCCAAGCUCGAUCGCCACGGCAACCCGUUCUUUGGUACGCUCAUCUGCGGCAGCGUCUUGACUCUGGUGGCGGUUUGCAUCCCCUUCAAGUACCUCUGGGACUUUAUCUCGCUCGGGAUUCUUGUCGCGUUCAACGUCACCAACACGUGUCUCCUCGCAGUGCGCUACCGCCACAGCAGCAUGGUCUCCCCCGUGUCGCGACUCGUACCCGAAGCCUACCGCGUCUUUGCCCUCAUCGGCGCCUUUCUCAUGGCUUCGUACCUCUCAGCCUACCACGUGCAAGAGAGCCUGCUCGCCCCGCGCGACCUCGACGAGUCGCUGCACCAGCGCUACAUGCACGCUUUUGGGACAACAGGCGCAGUCAUUUUUACCUUACUCACUGGUGUCACGGUGGGCAUGCUGGCACUGAGUACGCCGACACCAGCGGACUUGCUGCCGAAAGAAAGUCCCGAGAACAUUCAGACGCUGCCCGAUACGCCGAGCACGGUCGUCUCGUCGUCGACAACCGACACGGACAGCCUUAUCAUGCGCGACGACGAGGACGAGGACGUUGUCGUGGUCGACGCGGCCAGCGUCGCUCCACUGGACGACAAUGACGGGAGCGAGGCGAGCGACGACGCCAAGACGGAGGCGUUCAAGGCGCCGCUCGUGCCGCUCUUCCCGUGCCUUGCGAUUUGGUUCAACUGGUUUCUCGCGAUCCAGAUCCCGUCGUUGAUUGUGCUGCUCAUGGGCGUCUACUUUGCACUUGCGAUCGCCAUCUACAGCUUCUACGGGCUUGGCGGCCAGCACUCGCUCGCGUCUCGUCACGGCGCCCAGCCGUACGUGGCGGUGCCCGAGACGCUCUCGGCCUAGUUGUUGUUGAGACAACGCGCUAACAUUGUCGUUUUGUCAUCGUUGGUGGUACCCUCGAA